GCGGCGCAGGGCGAGUCUUUUGAGCGCUGAGGGCUGGCGCUGAGGAGGCGGCGGUGGCUCCCGGGGCGUUUGAGCGGGCUCACCCGAGCCCGCGGGCCGACGCGGACCCAGGCCCGACGGGCGGCACCGCCCCGGACUCGCCGCGGGCCUUUCUUGCCGCCAUGGAGGACGGCGUCUAUGAACCCCCAGACCUGACCCCGGAGGAGCGGAUGGAGCUGGAGAACAUCCGGCGGCGGAAGCAGGAGCUGCUGGUGGAGAUCCAGCGCCUGCGCGAGGAGUUGAGCGAGGCCAUGAGUGAGGUGGAGGGGCUGGAGGCCAAUGAGGGCAGUAAGACUUUGCAAAGGAACCGGAAGAUGGCAAUGGGCCGCAAGAAGUUCAACAUGGACCCAAAGAAGGGCAUCCAGUUCCUGGUGGAGAAUGAGCUGCUGCAGAACACGCCUGAGGAGAUUGCCCGAUUCCUGUGCAAGGGCGAGGGCCUCAACAAGACGGCCAUCGGGGACUACCUGGGGGAGAGGGAGGAGCUGAACCUGGCAGUGCUCCACGCCUUCGUUGACCUGCAUGAGUUCACCGACCUCAACCUGGUGCAGGCACUGAGGCAGUUCCUAUGGAGCUUCCGGCUUCCAGGGGAGGCCCAGAAGAUCGACCGCAUGAUGGAGGCGUUUGCCCAGCGCUACUGCCUGUGCAACCCUGGGGUCUUCCAGUCCACAGACACCUGCUACGUGCUGUCCUUCGCCGUCAUCAUGCUCAACACCAGUCUCCACAACCCCAACGUCCGCGACAAGCCAGGCCUGGAGCGCUUCGUGGCCAUGAACAGGGGCAUCAACGAGGGCGGGGACCUGCCGGAGGAGCUGCUGCGGAACCUGUACGACAGUAUCCGCAACGAGCCCUUCAAGAUCCCGGAGGACGACGGCAACGACCUCACCCACACCUUCUUCAACCCCGACCGAGAGGGCUGGCUGUUGAAGCUGGGGGGCCGGGUGAAGACGUGGAAGCGCCGCUGGUUCAUCCUCACCGACAACUGCCUCUACUACUUCGAGUACACCACGGACAAGGAGCCCCGAGGAAUCAUUCCGCUGGAGAAUCUAAGCAUCCGGGAGGUGGACGACCCCCGGAAACCGAACUGCUUUGAGCUUUACAUUCCCAACAACAAGGGACAGCUCAUCAAAGCCUGCAAGACCGAGGCCGACGGGCGCGUGGUGGAAGGGAACCACAUGGUGUACCGAAUCUCGGCGCCCACGCAGGAGGAGAAGGACGAGUGGAUCAAGUCCAUCCAGGCCGCUGUGAGCGUGGACCCCUUCUAUGAGAUGCUGGCAGCCCGGAAGAAGCGAAUUUCAGUGAAGAAGAAGCAGGAGCAGCCCUGAGCCCCCUCCCCUUAUUUAUUAUGAAGCUGCUCCCCCCGGGCGGCCGGACCCCCGGGCUUGGGGCUGCACAGCCUGUUUCCUGGUCCCUGAUCGGAGACCCACCACCUCCGGUUCCUCCCGUCUUUGUACCAAACACGCCUGGUGUCUGUUAA
Suncus etruscus (white-toothed pygmy shrew) is the source of this 1513-nucleotide messenger RNA. RefSeq names its product cytohesin 2 (gene CYTH2). NCBI's taxonomy places the organism in Eukaryota, Metazoa, Chordata, Mammalia, Eulipotyphla, Soricidae. Gene Ontology annotation, molecular function: guanyl-nucleotide exchange factor activity. The transcript has 12 exons. The record is from RefSeq and is a predicted model, not a curated record. The coding region runs from base 162 to 1361 and encodes 399 amino acids. Gene Ontology annotation, biological process: regulation of ARF protein signal transduction.